AUGAUGCGACGGCCGCCUCCCGAUAUUCGCGACACAUACUCGUUGCUUGUGCUCAACAUCACCUUCCGCACAACCAGCGAUGAACUCUUGCCCAUGUUCUCGCGCUACGGCGAGGUGGUCGAUGUCUUCAUUCCCAGGGACAAGAGGACCGGCACGUCGCGCGGCUUCGCCUUCGUGCGCUUCAAGCGCGAGGACGACGCCGCCAGAGCCGUUGAGAAGCUCGACGGUCGCACGGUGGACGGUAGGGAGAUCAUGGUGAAAUUCGCCAAGUACGGCCGCAACGAGGAGAUCAUUGAGAAAGGGCUUAUCAAGGACAUCGGCAAUCCGCCUCCCCCUGGUCCGCCGCCUUAUGUCAGGCGAGGAUACGAUGACCGUCCCUACCCGCCCCGCCCAUACCACGACACCCGCGGCCCUCCUAUGGACUACCGGGGCGGGGGGGGAGGCAUGGAUUACCGCGGUGGCGGCGGUGGUGGGGGGGUAGGGGACUACCGCCGCAGUGGUUAUAGAGGGGGGGGAUUCGACGUUGGGGGGUACCGUGGGGGUGGAGGUGAUUAUAGGGGGCGGGGCGAGUAUCGGGGAGGUGAGGAACGGUGCUGGCAUGUGGAGGAGCGGUGCCGGCAGGUGAGGAGUGGUGCUGGCAGGCCAGCCAAGAAGGCCCGCGCAGAGGAUGACGAUGACGAUUAUGUCAAGCGGGAGGAGGAGGAUGUGGACGAGGCAGCAGCAGCGCAGGACAGUGUGUUUGACCACGAUCACGAGGGCCUCGACGACUAG
Closterium sp. Naga37s-1 is the source of this 771-nucleotide messenger RNA. The record is from the annotation of a GenBank genome assembly. Lineage: Eukaryota; Viridiplantae; Streptophyta; Zygnematophyceae; Desmidiales; Closteriaceae.